This is a messenger RNA of Spinacia oleracea (spinach), 1759 nucleotides long. RefSeq names its product fatty acid hydroperoxide lyase, chloroplastic. Gene Ontology annotation, molecular function: iron ion binding; monooxygenase activity; oxidoreductase activity, acting on paired donors, with incorporation or reduction of molecular oxygen. The transcript has 2 exons. The record is from RefSeq and is a predicted model, not a curated record. Gene Ontology annotation, biological process: sterol metabolic process. Bases 107 to 1588 code for a protein of 493 amino acids. NCBI's taxonomy places the organism in Eukaryota, Viridiplantae, Streptophyta, Magnoliopsida, Caryophyllales, Amaranthaceae.
CUACUCAAAAUUACAAAAAACCAAUAAGUCCAAAACUUCAAUAAACACACUCAUAUAUAUAUAUUAUCAAUUCCAUGCCAUAACUCAAUUAACUACAUUAAAUUAAAUGAUGAUGACCAUAUCAGCAACCAUGUCGUCAACCCCAAACCCAAUCCCCACCACCCUAACACCACCAUCACCACCACCUCCGGCGAACCUACCGCUUCGGCCCGUACCCGGAAGUUACGGGUUGCCGGUGCUAGGCCCAAUAGGAGAUAGGCUAAACUACUUUUGGUUCCAAGGUCAAGAUAGUUUCUUUAAGAAGAAAAUGGAGAAAUAUAAAAGUAGUGUGUUUAGGACAAAUGUGCCACCUUGUUUCCCCUUUUUUGCAGGUGUUAACCCUAAUGUAAUUGCUCUUCUUGAUGUACCAUCUUUCUCUUAUUUAUUUGAUAUGGAUAUUAUUGAUAAGAAGAAUGUUCUUGUUGGUGAUUUCAUGCCAAGUACUAAGUUCACUGGUGAUAUGAGGGUUGGUGUUUAUCUUGAUACUACCGAGGAAAAACAUACUAAGAUAAAGAACUUUUCAACGGACAUUCUAAAGAAGAGCUCAGGAAUAUGGGUUUCAUCACUGCUAUCAAACACAGAAAUAAUGUGGGAAACUGUGGAAGAAUCUCUAAACAAAGAUGGGUCAACAAAGAUAUUCACCCCAUUACAAAAGUGCAUAUUCAACUUCUUAUCUCAAGUAAUGCUUAGAGCAAACCCUUCAAAUUACUCAUCAGAACUCUGCGAAAAUGGUCAUAUUAUGAUUGAUAAAUGGUUAGCCAUACAACUCCUACCUAUUAUCAACAUAAAUAUGUUCCAACCACUUGAAGAAAUCUUCCUACAUUCUUGGUCAUACCCUUAUUUCUUGGUAAAAGGGGAUUAUGAAAAACUCGUAAAUUUUGUUGCUAAAGAAGCACGUGAGGUGGUUGAGACAGGCGUGACUGAGUUUGGGUUGAGUGAACAAGAAGCAAUCCAUAACUUGUUGUUCAUGCUAGGGUUUAACGCGUUUGGUGGGUUUUCGAGGUUUUUACCAGCUUUGGUUAACAAUCUAAGGGAAAACAAAGGUGGAAUACAAGAUAUAUUAAGGAAAGAAGUGAGGGGGAAAUGUAAUUCGCUUACGUCAUUAACUUUUAAAUCGGUUCAAGAUAUGCCUAUUAUGACGUCAUUUGUGUACGAGACAUUACGGUUACAACCACCCGUACCGCUUCAAUUUGGGCGGGCGAGGAAGGAUUUUGAAUUACGAACACAUGAGUCGAGGUUUGAGAUUAAGAAGGGUGAGUUGCUUUGUGGGUACCAAACACUUGUGAUGAGAGAUCCAAAGAUAUUUGAUGACCCGGAUACUUUUGUUUCGGAGCGGUUUAUGGGUGAAACGGGUGGUGAGUUGUUGAACUAUUUGUUUUGGUCGAAUGGGCCGCAAACGGGGAAAUCUGAUGCAUCAAAUAAACAAUGUGCAGCUAGUGAUUAUGUUCCUCUCACAGCAUGCUUGUUCUUGGCACAUUUGUUCUUAAGAUAUGACUCUAUAACGCUUGAUUCAUCAGGCGCCAUCACCAAAGUUCAAAAAGCUACCUAACUAAUUUAUUACAUUGUAUUAUUAUUAUUAUUAUUAUUAUUAUACGGCCAAAUUUAUGUAAUGUGCCUAAAUUUAUGUAUGUGGAUUUGGUCUUGGGUAUGAUCAUAUUGAUCAAUAUCAAUAAGAAUUUCAGAGAAUGUAUGGGAACUUUGGACACACUUUUUGAUAUUA